AAGAACGGGAGGCGUCGCAAAGAACGCUGGACCUGGAUGGUGCUAGGCGCGCGGAGAGGGAGGGGAAGGGUGGUGAUGGGGAGAAGGGGAAAGCGAGAGGUGGUAGUGCGAGUUCGACGGAGGCGAAGGAAGGGCAAGAGAAGGGCGGGGAGGGGAGGGAGAAGUGAUGGCUGGGGGAAAAAGAAGGUUAUCGCUAUCGAAAUUGGAAUGCUACCCGCGACUGGACGAGAUCUUUGAUGGCCGCGAAGUGUCGGAACGAAGAACACCUUAAUACUGGACCCCGAAGAAAGAAACGAGACAGGGAGCGGGGAUCAAGAUCAGGGCAUGUGCAUGGGCGAUCUCGGGAUGAUGGGAAACGCGCAUGUCACUGGCAUUCUUUCGUCUCAAAAUUCCCCAGAAAAUCAAGCUGGUGUGCCAGGAACAGACCAACCUGACUUAACACACAGAAUAGUCGAUGCGAAAAAAGAGCGGCGGACCCUUGCAUUGCGGAAGUUCUCGGUCCCGCCGGGGGCAGGUCGAACACUGAAGACUUCCAAAAAUCACACGGUCGCACCGGCAUCCUGCGGCGGAUCGAUCCUAGGCCAACAUCCAGGGACACCCGAUUGUGACCCCGCUACAUAUUCCCGCGGUGGAUCCCGUCCGUCUGCCUGGAUCCCAUGCUGCCCCCGGCCAGCACCCAGCGCCCAGCGAGAAAGUGGUGCGACUUUGGCACGAACGAGAAUAUCAGACCACCAUCGGCCGGUGUCCUUCAGCCCGACAAUAGGACUGCACCACGCGAGACCACCGGCCAUCAGAUCAUUGAGUUCUUCUCGGCGCAUGAUGACGCAGGGAGAGAGAGGAUUUAAGAGGGACAUUCAAGAGAACCAUUCACGUUUCGAGCAUUACCAAAUCGACAAGACGACGAUCACCAGUGUUUAAAGGACUCGGCAGCUUUUGAGUCAAGUGUUUGUACCGAUACAUUCGAGGGAUUUGACUAGCAUUGGGAGACCUCAAACACCACGAAAGAACACCACCAAUCUCAUCCCCGCCAAUAGCGAAUAACACCGCCAACAUGGGUCUCAUGAGACACAUGAACCACAUCGACCGCGAGGAACUCUACACAGACCUCGAAGCCCGCAUCCGCUACCUCCACAGCUUCCUCGA
Messenger RNA from Colletotrichum godetiae, 1143 nucleotides. RefSeq lists its product as uncharacterized. Bases 325 to 918 code for a protein of 197 amino acids. The transcript has 4 exons. The record is from RefSeq and is a predicted model, not a curated record. Lineage: Eukaryota; Fungi; Ascomycota; Sordariomycetes; Glomerellales; Glomerellaceae.